GCCCAAAUUGGGCCCAUUAGUAGGUAACCUAGAAAAGCCUGUAUAUAAAUAAAUUUGUCCCCCCAUUAAACCCUAAUCCAUAGAGUGAAAUUUGAGAGUUCCAUUAUCAUCUUGGCGGCUCUUUUGAGUUUAAUCGAACAUGAAGUUUAACAUUGCUAACCCGACAACUGGGUGCCAAAAAAAGCUCGAGAUUGACGAUGACCAGAAACUCCGAGCUUUCUUUGACAAGAGGAUCUCCCAGGAGGUUAUCGGAGAUGCUUUGGGAGAGGAGUUCAAGGGAUAUGUUUUCAAGAUUAUGGGAGGAUGUGACAAGCAAGGUUUCCCAAUGAAGCAGGGAGUGCUUACUCCAGGCCGUGUUCGUCUUCUGCUUUACCGAGGUACUCCUUGCUUCCGUGGUUAUGGAAGGCGUAAUGGGGAGCGAAGAAGGAAGUCUGUCCGUGGAUGCAUUGUCAGUCCCGAUCUUUCAGUUCUGAAUUUGGUUAUUGUGAAGAAGGGUGAGAAUGAUCUCCCUGGACUGACAGACACUGAAAAACCAAGGAUGAGAGGACCCAAAAGGGCUUCCAAGAUCAGGAAGCUCUUCAACCUUGGAAAGGAUGAUGACGUUAGGAAGUAUGUCAAUACCUAUCGCCGAACAUUCACAAAUAAAAAAGGGAAAGAGGUUAGCAAGGCUCCUAAGAUCCAGAGGCUGGUAACACCAUUGACUCUCCAGAGGAAGAGAGCAAGAAUCGCUGACAAGAAGAAGAGAAUUGCCAAGGCUAAGUCAGAAGCUGCUGAUUAUCAGAAGCUUUUAGCGUCUAGGUUGAAGGAACAAAGAGAAAGGCGAAGCGAGAGUUUGGCUAAGAAGAGGUCUAGACUUUCUGCAGCUUCCAAGCCGUCUAUUGCUGCUUAAGAUCAUUGGGAAAGCAAUCUGUGAUAUCUGAGUCUGGUCUUUUAUAGCUAUUGCUGGAUGUGGCUUUUGGUAGCUUUUAAUGUUCUGAGAUGAUGAGUUUAAGUUAGUGUAUCGUUUACUAUGUGAUCUUUCUGAUCAAAGAUUUUGGUUGUUUAGUACUUGCUGAAUGAAAUCGUCCCAACGCUUUUUAUUUUGUUCUCUCUUUUGGAUAAUUGGUUUGGCUUUUGACUUAUUCUAUGAAAACUUAUAAUUUUGCAUGCUGCAUUA
Lycium ferocissimum is the source of this 1156-nucleotide messenger RNA. Its product is annotated as small ribosomal subunit protein eS6. Gene Ontology annotation, cellular component: ribosome. Bases 140 to 889 code for a protein of 249 amino acids. The record is from RefSeq and is a predicted model, not a curated record. NCBI's taxonomy places the organism in Eukaryota, Viridiplantae, Streptophyta, Magnoliopsida, Solanales, Solanaceae. Gene Ontology annotation, molecular function: structural constituent of ribosome. The transcript has 6 exons. Gene Ontology annotation, biological process: translation.